UCAUGGGAGAACAAAUGAAAUUAGAAGGACAUUGCGUGGACACAAUGGUUGGGUCACACAAAUUGCGGCUGUCCAGUGUACAAAAAUUUGCUUAUUUUCUUCUUCUAGAGACAAAACAAUUAUUUUGUGGCAGUUGGAUGAGUCUGGACAUGUUUUAACAGGCAAGCCGUCAAAGU
Molecule: messenger RNA, 176 nt
Organism: Meloidogyne enterolobii
Lineage: Eukaryota; Metazoa; Nematoda; Chromadorea; Rhabditida; Meloidogynidae
Source: the annotation of a GenBank genome assembly